Messenger RNA from Trypanosoma brucei brucei TREU927, 1257 nucleotides. Its product is annotated as GTPase activating protein, putative. The transcript has a single exon. Bases 1 to 1257 code for a protein of 418 amino acids. NCBI's taxonomy places the organism in Eukaryota, Euglenozoa, Kinetoplastea, Trypanosomatida, Trypanosomatidae. The record is from RefSeq and is a predicted model, not a curated record.
AUGUCGGAUGGGGGGAAUGUUCUUGGUCGACCAGGGGAUUGCAACAACUGCAUAGAAACUGCCAAAAGCAACUUUCAUUGCUCCGCGUCCACUGAUGCCUCUGCUGCCCAAAAUGUUCCGGUACCAGUUCCAGACCCUGGUCUUAAUGCUACCGUAGGUGCUGACUCAGUUCUUGCCCCUCCUGUUGGUACGGAUGAACAAGACGAUGACAGCUCUGUGGAGUCCGCCUCGGUGAGCGCUUCUGGCAACCCAGAAAAUGAAGAAAAUCUACUUGUCGAUGAGUUUGGCUUCAUUAUCGAUGAAGAAGAACAUGAUCGGGUGCAGCGGUACAUCAGAGGCAUUGACGGUAAACGUGUUGCUCGGCGCGAGGUGAAGUGGCAGAAGAUGCAGGCGAACUGGGAGUCAAUGAGCAAGAAACGUCGUAGUAAAGUGAAGUCGCGCUGCCGCAAGGGUAUUCCAUCUUCUUUUCGGGGUGCAGCGUGGCAGCUAUUGAUAGGCUCGUACUUGGAAAUGCUGAACCCCGGCAACGAGGGCACAUAUGAUUGCCUUCGCCUCAAAGAUAUCUCGGAUGAAGGGUUGAAAGGAACAAUUUCGCGGGACCUUCCGAGGACCUUCCCGAAGCACGUUUUGUUUAGAGAAGAGGGCGGUAUUGGACAGACAUUUUUGCGCAAUGUACUUCACGCCUACGCUAACAUCGACCCGGAGGUGGGGUAUGUGCAGGGCAUGGCAUUUGUUGUUGGUGCGCUCUACACGCAGAUGACCGAGGAGGAGACAUUUUGGGCUUUGCACACUCUCAUGAACGGCGAAAAGUAUCGGUUGCGGGAGAUGUACAAACCGGGGUUUCCUAUGCUUCAUAAACUUUUCUACCAGUUACAGCGGUUGAUGGCCAAACUGCUUCCAAACCUAUACGAGCACUUUGAGGAGCUUGGUGUUCACCCAACAUACUAUGCCUCACGGUGGUUUAUGACACUGUUUGUGUAUGACUUUAACUUUCGUGCUGUGUUGAGGAUUUGGGACAUUUUUUUGAGUGAGGGGUGGAAGAUUAUAUUUCGUAUCGCUAUUGUUUUGCUGAAGUUGGAGGAGCGGCGAUUGCUUGCCAUGUCUUUUGAGGAGAUCAUCUUUGCAACGAAAACUCUUGAACAGGGCAAAGAUCCUGAUGAACUUAUUCGGCGAGCACAUGGGGUCCGGUUUAAGACAGCUGAGCUGGAGGCCUUCGCGAGGGAGUAUGAAUUAAACAAACGUGAAGGGCAGGUGUGA